UCCAUUCUUCCAAACCAAACAGGCCAACUGCCACAACAAAAAACUCCGCCUUAAAAACUACCUUAUAGCAUCUCUUUUUAUACCGGAAAAAAAGAAGCAUUUCUCCGGCCUCAAAUCUAAUACAGAUAUAAAUCUUAGAACAAAUCUAAAUCUGCAGGAAGAACAAACAACAAAGAGGGAAAAAAAGCAAAAGAGAAAAUGGCGACGAUGGCGAGGACAAGCACUGGCCUCGCCUACCCUGACCGGUUCUACGCGGCGGCUUCUUUUGCUGGAUUCGACGGAUCUCCCAAUUCCGCUAACAAAGACAUCACCUCCAAGUUCUCCAACGAAGUCUCUUUGAUCCUCUACGCCUUAUACCAGCAGGCUACUGUAGGUCCUUGUAAUGUUCCAAAACCUAGUUCUUGGAGUCCCGUCGAGCAAGGCAAAUGGAAAAGCUGGCAGCAGCUUGGAAACAUGGCUUCUACAGAAGCUAUGCGUCUCUUUGUGAAAAUAUUGGAGGAAGAAGAUCCAGGAUGGUAUUCAAGGGUAUCUAACUCUGUUGAGCCUAUUAAAGACGUACCGAUGAAUAAUAAUUCAAAUGUUGAGCCUUUCAUUGAGAAUGGGAAUUCCUUUGCGGAGACAAAGACCGUUUCUGCUGAAAUUGGAAACCUGAUGGAAGCUCAGGACAAAGAUGUUGUAUCAGAAGGCCUUGGUUCAGUUGUCAUAUAUGAUCAAUGGGUUUCACCUCCAAUAACUGGUCAACGUCCUAAAGCCCGAUAUGAGCAUGGAGCGGCAGUUGUUCAGGAUAAGAUGUAAUAUGGUGGAAACCACAAUGGUCGCUACCUGAGUGACCUUAAUGUUCUAGAUUUGAGAAGUUGGACUUGGUCAAAGGUUGAAGCUAAUAUUGGAUCUAAGUCAGUGGAAUCACCAUCUCCCGUAAAUGUAACCCCAUGUGCUGGUCAUUCAUUGAUCACUUGGGAGAACAAGCUUCUGUCAAUUGCUGGCCACACAAAGGAUCCUUCUGAAACUAUCCAGGUGAAGGCAUUUGAUCCACAAACUGGUUCAUGGUCAAUAUUGAAGACUUAUGGGAAAGCACCGGUCUCUCGCGGAGGUCAAUCUGUGACCCUUGUUGAAUCAACACUAGUGAUAUUUGGUGGACAGGAUGCAAAGCGAACUCUCUUGAAUGAUCUACAUAUACUUGACCUAGAAACCAUGACCUGGGAUGAUUUUGAUGCUGUGGGGGUACCUCCAUCACCCCGGUCUGAUCAUGCUGCUGCUGUACAUGCAGAGCGUUAUCUUCUUAUUUUUGGUGGGGGUUCACAUGCAACAUGCUUCAAUGAAUUGCAUGUCCUAGAUUUGCAAGCGAUGGAAUGGUCGAGGCCCACACAACAAGGGGAGAUACCAACUCCUAGGGCUGGUCAUGCAGGUGUGACUAUUGGGGAGAACUGGUUUAUUGUUGGUGGUGGAGACAAUAAAAGCGGUGCAUCAGAAACUGUUGUCCUUAACAUGUCAACCCUUGUUUGGUCAGUUGUCACAUCAGUUGAAGGGCGUGUUCCUCUUGCUAGUGAGGGCCCAAGUCUGGUUGUAGGAUCCAUCAAUGGGGAAGAUAUACUUGUAUCUUUUGGAGGAUAUAAUGGGCGUUAUAACAACGAGGUUAAUGUUCUUAAGCCCAGUCAUAAGUCUACUUUGCAAUCAAAGAUCAUGGAGUCCCCUAUUCCCAACAGUGUUUCUGCUGUGCAUAAUGCCACAAAUCCUACCAGAGAUUUGGAAUCUGAGCUUGAAGUUGGUCAGGAAGGAAUACGAGAAAUUGUUAUGGAUAACAAUGAUCCGGAGCCCAUGAAAUUCAAAUGUGAGGAGACUAGUCAGCGCAUUACAGCAGCGCUCAAGGCGGAGAAGGAAGAACUAGAAUCAUCACUCAACAAGGAGAAAUUGCAAUCUCUCCGGCUGAAGGAAGAACUAACUGAAGCUGAAACUCGAAACAUGGACCUGUACAAGGAGCUCCAAUCCGUACGUGGUCACCUUGCUGCCGAGCAAUCAAGAUGUUUCAAAUUAGAGGUUGAUGUUGCGGAACUGCGACAAAAGCUUCAGACUAUAGAAACACUACAAAAGGAACUCGAACUCCUGCAACGACAGAAAGCUGCAUCCGAACAAGCCUUAAAUGCAAAGCAGAGGCAAGGAUCAGGUGGCGUAUGGGGUUGGCUCGCAGGCAGCCCUCCGCAAAAUGCCGCCGACGAUGCCUGAGAAGCCUAAUUAAACAGAUUGAUCCAUUUUUAGUUCAAAUACAUAUAGUUUUCUACUAAAUCAAAGUUCUUACUAUGAUGGGAUUAGUUAGCCCAAACCCAAAUCAACCGUCGAGGGUUUUUUUUGCAUGUCUGCGUAGAUUCUAGUUUCAGUUUAUAUAGUCUUUACAUAUAUGGCCGUGGAUCCAAUAGUUUUCUUUUUGGCAAUGUCGUAUCAGAAUUUGUGUUCGUAGUAUACUUUGGUUACUUGAGUGAAAAUUGAU
Molecule: messenger RNA, 2482 nt
Organism: Hibiscus syriacus
Lineage: Eukaryota; Viridiplantae; Streptophyta; Magnoliopsida; Malvales; Malvaceae
Product: acyl-CoA-binding domain-containing protein 4-like
Biological process (GO): lipid transport
Cellular component (GO): cytosol
Molecular function (GO): protein binding; fatty-acyl-CoA binding
Source: RefSeq, a predicted model, not a curated record